Neurospora tetrasperma FGSC 2508 is the source of this 765-nucleotide messenger RNA. RefSeq lists its product as uncharacterized. The record is from RefSeq and is a predicted model, not a curated record. Gene Ontology annotation, cellular component: cis-Golgi network; Golgi lumen; cytoplasm. The coding region runs from base 1 to 765 and encodes 254 amino acids. The transcript is spliced from 2 exons. Gene Ontology annotation, biological process: cellular response to oxidative stress. Lineage: Eukaryota; Fungi; Ascomycota; Sordariomycetes; Sordariales; Sordariaceae. Gene Ontology annotation, molecular function: glutathione disulfide oxidoreductase activity.
AUGCCAUCCCAACGACGCAUGAGGGCGCUUUUAUACAUCGCCUUGGCCGGCUUCAUUACGUUACUCUUCUUCACCUCACGUGCCCGCCAUGCACAAGAGCCCGACCCCCGCUCGAUCCAAGAUUUUUACCACAAGACCAAAAGUGCGAUGGAAGGGUCAAGGAUAGGCGGCGGCAGUAGGAGAGGACAGGCCGUGGUUGGGACACAGAAGGUCGAGUUUGACGAGGACGACGCGAUCGUGGCCAAGGCAAUGCAGGAGCGUCUCAGGAAAGCAGAGCAGAUGGCCAAGAGCAAUGCCAACGCAAAGGCGCCCAACAAGCCCGACGAUCCGGAAGCUGUCGUCGGCGUUGGCAGCUCGGCCCAUGGACAGAACCAUCUCGGCAAGGGAGACUCCGUCGAGACCGAGGAGCACCACGCGAUCCUGGAGGAACUUAGGAGCAUUCUCAAGAAGUCACCAAUCAUCAUCUUCUCCAAAAGCUAUUGCCCGUACUCGAAGAAAGCGAAGAGCCUUUUGCUGGGUGACUACCAAAUCGACCCUGCGCCCUACGUCGUCGAAUUGGACCAACAUCCAUUGGGCCCCGGAAUCCAGGCUGAGCUCGGCGACAGGACAGGAAGGAAGACAGUUCCCAAUAUUCUCGUCGGCGGAAUAAGCAUAGGAGGCUCCGACGACAUUGCCAAGCUUGACCAGGAGAAAACACUGAUCGAAAAGAUCAUGUCACUAGCGGGGAAGCGACUCACAGUGACAAAUCACUCCAAAUCGACUUAG